AUGGAGAAUAACUUAAGAGUGCUGUUGUGUGGUGUUUUUCUUUUGUUUUCAUGUGAGUAUGCUGCUGGAGCCAAAAAGAAGAAGGAGCUAGAAACAAUCGUUGAGGUAUGUGAGGAGAUUGAAAUGUCAGACAAGCUUCAUGUGCUUAAAUUACUGGUAAUAUUUCUUUGCGAUCGAUCGGGUGCUUAUUUCUGCAAUUUUGAAUUUGAAUUUUAUCUUUCUUCGAAAAAAGAAAAAAAAUAUUAUCUCUUGGGUCUUUGAAAUUGGUAUUAUUUGAGGGAAAAUUCACGAAAUCUGUCGCGAUAACCUGCCAACGCGGAUUUUGUUAUGCAGUCGGGAAAAUUAGAAGCUUAGUAAGUUUUUAACCUUUGCAUACGUACGGGAGGACUCUGGGUGACCUUUAUGGCAAAUAUGUUCAACCGAAAAGGAAUCGAUAUUCGUUUGUUAGCCAAAAGUGGUCAAAGCUAAAGGUUAUUGUGGAAAUAUCGAUAAGACUAUUGUAAUGUUUGAGUAUGCAAGUUGACAUAACGCUUCUGCGGUAAAUGUGAACGAGACGGAUUAGUCAUUCGCGGGCGAAAGAUACUAAAAUAUCACGCGAUAUAUUUUUUUGUCUUUUUAUCGCGGUAUUUGUUUCAUCGUCAUUCAAAAUAACAUUUUUCCGAGCGUUCCUCAUGGAGAAAAAGUGGAAGAUUAAAUCACUAGGAACAUUUUUGCUGUUUUUGUUCAAAUACAACACAUAUACAGUUUUAGUCUAGGCUAUUUGUGAAGGAGUGUCACGACAGGUGGUCUAAAGUGAUGCUGGAAAUGAAUAAUUUACCACAAAUCUCGUCUCUGGGAAGCAGUGAUUUUAGGUUAAUUUUUUUGGCUUUGAUAUUCUUAAGUUUGCAUUAAAUAUAAUUUGCAAGGACUUAAAAGCAUAGAUCCUAUUAUAAAUCUAUAUACUGUUCUUCAAUAGGUGGGCACAAUUGGUUCACAUGUGAUUCAUACUAUGUAACUCAUACAAUGUAACAAUGAAUUAUAUUCAUGCAUGUAUCAGUUAAAUAAACAUUAUUAAUAUCUUAAGAGAACAUGUAUGAUUUGUGCAUUGCUGAAGAGUAGUUCAAUUACCUGACUGUGUAUAUAUUGUGGAAUUAACCCUUUGAUCCCUAAGAGUGACCAGCAUCUAAUUUCUCCUUACAGUAUCACCCUAAAAUCAAACAUGAAGGUCAUGAGAAUGGCGGAAAUGAUCACCAACUAAAGCAGCGAUUGAUUAGUAAACAAAUUCUCUUUAUCAGGACCUUGGAAAAAUGUAUAGUGAAUAGUAUGGAGAAUAUGGAUACUGAUGUUAGGGGGGUAAAGCCGGUUGAGACAUAGUCAAAAUGGAGUUAAGAGGGGGAAAUCAUUAUAAUUAAAACAUUCAUUAGACAUUUUAUUCAAAGUACAUAUGGUGUUGAAACUCAGUAGAAUAUGAGUAACAUACGUAACAUGUUAAGAAUAUUCUCAAAAUAGUUGUAAAAAAAAAGUACAGGCCACUAUAAUCUUAGGAAGAAAAGAUGGUCUGCACAGUAAUCUGAAUAUCCUCUGAUCUCUGAUGGCUUUUGGUGUUCUUUCCAAUGAACUAUUUUAUUGCCAAAUUUGGAAACUGGUGGGCAAUGGAUGUAAUCAAAUAAAUUGUGUUAAAUUAGAUGAGUAUUGUAAAUAUAAUUAAGUGAGGGGUCAAAAUCAAAUUCAAGGGAUUAAAGACAUUACUUAAAUUCCCUCUAGGGUUUGCACAGAAUGCAGUUAUUUAAUUUCUUAAAUUAUAGAAAUUUUCACACUGAUCAGGAAAGAAUGCAAAAAUGAAGACUUAUAAGUAUAGAUGAAAUUUGGAGUUUUCAAUUCUUUUUUUAGUUUAGAAGGUUCUAGUAGAGCUAGUAAAUAUGUGAUCAUUAUCUGUCUGCACUUGCUGGUUUUAUGUCAGAAAUCUCUCUCCUUGAAUAUUUAAUACUGCCAACUUGUGCAUAAUUACCAUAAGGACAGACUUUCCAUGAAGUAUUCUAUAUAAAAUUAUGUGAUCUUUCUAUUUCAGUACAAGCCUGCUAACUGUGAGGACAAAGCAGAUAAUGGCGAUAUUGUGUCUGUUCACUAUACAGUAUGUACAUAUAUGACUUUGCUUGUUACUUGAAAGCAUUACAGUGAAUUCCUAAGGAAAGGAUGUUCUCACAUCCUUACAUUUUUCAAGCCAGAAAUUUGAACCAAAAUUGUUUUAAUCACUUGGGUGCCAAGCUGUUAUUAAUAAAUAGAAUUUGGCAUCCUCUCCCUUUAGCUUUCUAUUAUCAUUUUAAAUUAGACUGCCUAAACAAAAAGGCAAAAAUAAACUGCCAAAAUAAAAAAUAAAAAAAAAACAACAACAGCACAAAGUAAACAACAACAGAAAGUAAAAACCUGUUCUCAAUUCUUAUUAAAGAUGUAGCUAUUGCAAAUGUUUGAAUUUCCUUAAUUUGUCAAUGAACUCUUUUAGGGUACACUGGAAAAUGGACAAAUGUUCGAUUCAUCCCUGGCAAAAGGAAGGGAGCCACUUGAGUUCCAGUUGGGAAAAGGGAAGGUUAUAAAAGGUAACUCGCUCCAGGCCUUGUUGAUUAUUUUGCAAUACUAUCAGGGUGAUUUAGUUUUGGAUUCAUAAAGCCAUUAAGCCAAAGUUAUCAGUCAACUGCUCUCUAUAGCAAAAAAAAUAAAAAAUUUAAAAUCAUGAGCUGAUGAGAACACAGUUUAGCAACAAUAUAUAAAGCAUGAGAACACUCAAGUGAGCAUUUGACUGGCAAUUGGUUUUUUUUUAAAAUCUGAUUUGUUGAGAGUAUGAAGCAAGUGUUCUUGCAUGGCCAAUCACAUAGAAACUUGAAGUGAAACCAUAAAAUUAAACUUACUUACUGUCAAUACUUAUACUUAGUCAAAUGAAAAUUGUUUUAAUUACAAUAUUUUGACUUCUUUUACUAUCUGGUUUCUGAUUCUUUUUUAAAAGCUCUUAGUUAAAACCAUUUUAGAGAUGCGAAGAUAUCCCAAUUCUUCAUUUCAUGUAAAUGAAUAAUUCUCUUGACUCACAAUAUGUGAAUUAUUUAGCUACUAAAGUUUUACUUACAACUAUGUGACAUUUUGUUGGUCAUGUAUACAUACAUAGUGAGGUAUAAAAAUUAUAAGGAGGAAACAUUAAAAGCUAAACUAGAAAGGAACCACUGUCCUCAGUCAAGUGUUCUGGUGAAUUUGAUUAUAUGAGGUUACCUUUUGUGAUAUCUAAUGUAGACUGAGCAUCAUUGAAAAUAAAAACCAAAGUAUAAUUACUGUAUAGUGAUUUUAGAUAUAUGAAAUUCAUAUAUUUGCACUGCGAUGAAGGAACGAAUUUAGGAGAUCCUUGCAGCUAAGAACACUACUGAACUAGUGGUUGAAAAUGGGACCUGAGAAAAGUUCAGGCCUGUAUGGGAUUUGAACCCAUGACCUCUGCGGUACCAGUGCAGCGCUCUACCAACUGAGCUAACAAGCCAACUGGGAGCUGGGCAAUAUGUUGGGUCCAAAUAAACCAUCCAGGUGAUGAAAAUAAUGACUUCCAUAAUAUGGUAAUACUUUUUUUAAAAGCUCUAAGUUAAAGCCCUUUAAGAGAUAUUAAGAUUUCCCAAAUUGUGAUUUUAUGUGAACUUCAAUGACAGAAAGUUCACCAGUUUACAAGUAAUUGCCACUUUAACUUUUUCACUUAUUUCUGUAUUUUUUUUUUACAGGUUGGGAGAUGGGUAUAAAAGGAAUGUGCAUAGGGUAAGAUUUAGAAAUAUUACAGUAUGCGUAUAAUGAUUUUAGAUAUAUGAAAUUCAUAUAUUUGCACUGCAGCGAAGAGAUGAAAUUAAAGGAUCCUCGCAGCUAAGAACUCUACUGAAAUGACUAGUUGAAAAUAGGACCUGAAAUAAAUUUCAGGCUCAUACUGGAUUUGAACCCAUGACCUCUGUGAUACCGGUGCAGUGCUCUACCAACUGAGAGCUGGUCAAUAUGUUGGGUCCAAAUAUACCAUCCAAGUGCUAUACAUACCACAGUAUUUGAUAAAAAACAACAAUAAGGUCAAAUAUUUUCAUCAUGAGCAGAUUUAUGUAAUUAGCAAUUAGUGCCAUUGAGCAGAGGACUUCUUCUAAAGUGGGGCUUAGCUUAGCAGAAUUUCCUCAAGUGAAAAAAAAAUACCUGCUUACUUCUAAGCGACAAGUUGGGGUGCAAAAAAUUGUGCCCAUGGAUGGAUACUAUUUUCCAAGUUCUAUUCAUUUGAAAUAAGCUAUUUGCAAACAUAACUGACAACAAGAUUGGCAUGGCAACUUUUAAGUAAAACUCCCUUUGGGCUUCAUAGCCCCUUACUGUCUUAACUGCCUUUCUUAUUCUUCUUUUCACAUUGUUUAUUCUCUACAAAUAAAUUCAAAAACCCCUUUUGGUUGAUCAUUUUUGUAGCUCCCUCAAAUGAGUUUAAAGAAGCAGUGUUCAGGCUGAUAUUUUUCAACAGUCCUCGAUUCUACUUUUUCUCUUUUCAGUGAAAAAAGAAAAUUGAUCAUCCCUCCUCACCUAGGGUACGGAGCUCGUGGAAUUCAGAAUGUUAUUCCUCGUAAGUAAAUGUUGAUUGUAAAAAUGACCAUGGAGGAACUAAGGGGGCCUAUAAGUACAGAAAAUGGGCUGAGCGCAAGUGCAAGUCUAGAUUUAUGACACAAGUAAUAUUUGGGAAGUUUACUUAACCCUUUAACUCCCAAGAUCUGAUCGUUAAUUCUCCCCUGUAGCUGCUACACAUUUCCUUAUAAAUUAGUUAUGAGAACUUGAUGCUAGAUCAAGAUAGCAGCUUCUACCUGAUAAGUUUGAAUAUUCUCAUUACCUGUUUGCUGAAGAAUGUAUGGAUAUUGUAGGGAGAAGUUUUGUGUUGAUCCCUUCUGGUAGUUAAAGGGUUAAUUGAACUUGGAUGACCAAAACAUUUCAGAACGUCACAAGAAGCCAUUAAUCAUUAAAUGCAAAAGCAGUUUGUAUGAUUUUUGAUUUUUAAGUCAUUUUUCAAAUCUCUUUGUAUGUCCUCAGUCACACGUUACUUAGAAUAAGAAAUUUCCAACGAGUUGGAAAAUGCUAAUAUUUUCUUUGUAAUGGCAAUUUGAUAAAAUAAUUAUGACAUUUCAACCAAGUUUAAAGUUUUUUGAAAUGUUUAGAACUUAGCAUUUUUUGUUUGUCUUUAAUUCUGAGCACAUGCAAUGUGUAAAUCCUGUGUUGCAAGCUAGAACUUAUUUUAUUGAGCAUGAGUCAUUGACCAAUCAUGAACAAGAUAUCUAUUGGAUAUGUGGUAAUAGCCAAAUAGGGAAAAAUUUUCUUUUAAAUUUCUUGUUAUAACACAGAAUGGGAAUGGUUAAGAAGCCUUUCCUUUUCGCUCUCCUGGCAAGAUUUCUGUGCAGCCCCAUUCUUCAUUAUGCAGAUAGUUUAUGGAUAAAAAAAAAUAAUGGCAGAAACAAUAUUUUGCCUUUAGGACUACAACUUUUAUUUGUUUUAGAAUAGUAUGGGGUUAUGAAGAAAUAUUUCUGCUAAUCAUGAUAUUAAUAUCAUUCUACGUUACUGAAUAAAAAGCAAAUCCUAACAUUUUCUUAUUUUUGCUUUAUUCACACAUAGCCGACUCUGUACUUAUUUUUACCACCGAGCUCAUGUCCAUUAAGAGGAAGUCGCUGUUCGAUCCAAAGUUACUGCUGCAAAUAGGAUUUUGGCCGCUCCUGGCUGGAGUGAUUUUGUACUAUCUGUAUAGAAAGGCAUCUAGGAAAUCUGGCAAGCCUGAAACAAAGUCGAGCAAGAAAAAUAAAAGGAAGUAAUAAAACUGUGAACCUUUUUAUUUAUGAGGUUAUUCGUAAAUGAUAUCACAGUAUUCCUCUUACUCGGCAUCAGUUGACUAUGACACGAUUUUGUACCCUAAUUUGGGAAACUUUCCAUGCGCAACGCUUGAAGUUCGUUGACCACUCUGGAGCAAUCAGCGUAGAAACCAGAACUCGGUUAGUGAUUGAGAAAGGUGACAAUUAACCCUUUAACUCCCAAGAUCUGAUUGUCGAUUCUCCCCUCUAGCUACUACACAUUUCCUUGUUAAUUGAUUACGAGAAUUAGGUGUUCAAUCAAGGAAAUAAAUUGUACCUGAUGAGUCUGAGUGUUCUCAUUACCUGUUUGCUGUAUAAUAUAUGAAUACUAGAGGGAGAAGUUACUUGGUAAUCACUUCAGGGAGUUAAAGGGUUAAAGUACAUUGCCUGAAGCGCGGGCAAACGCGACUGACCAAUUAGCGACUAGCUUUUAAUUUAGAUUUGAUUGGUUGGCAGGAUGGUGCGAGUUUUCUGGACCAAUCACAGAGUGCAGUAAAGCAAACCCAAAACGAACUUGGCUUGCUUUUGACACUUCACACUUACUUUAGACACCGAAAGAUUACUUUACAUCGAUAUUUUCUUAAGAACCAGUCAAAUAAUCUAUCGGAAAGUAUUAUCCGCCUCUAUUAACGAUUUAAAAUAAAGUUCGGAUAUAACGAGCGCUGUCAUUGGUUGAAAGAGCGUGCUCUAUGAGAGUAUAGAGCAUAGAGCUGAGCUAAAGCUGUCACGCCAUCUGCCAACUGUACUAUGUUCGACCUUUUCCGGGACUUCUUUUUAGCUUUUUUCCGAUAAUUGAAAGUGAAAUUUCGGAACUGAGGCGAGCCGGCAAGUAGCGACAGAAGAACCAAACAAAGGUUUGUUAACAUACCAGGCGCCGUAAUUUACGUUAUCAAAACGUGAGCAGAUACGAAAAUCCUCAAAGGAAAAACAAAAUAGACAUUCCGAGUUUUAAAAAUUUUCACGCUCAGUUAGAUUGCAAGCUUACGUACAGUAAUAAAAAUCAAACACAGCUAACACUCGUAUAAAAUAUGAAGUUCAGUGUUCAAAAACAAAACAGAAAAAAACAGAAUUGAUGAAAAAUAUAACCAAACUGGCAUGAUUGUUAAAAUUCAUACUAAUCAUGACGAUUUCUGAGCGAAUAUGAUCAUGCUGAAGUUCAUCGCGGCUCGCUCAUCAUGACGAUCUCCGGUCAUCACAGUAAAGCAAGCCUCAGAAACUACAUCGGCCGCCCUUCGAGUGAAAAAAUAAGAGCUUGCUCUGAUAUCCUUUCCGAUACGUUGAGUGGAAAGUCAAUUCAGUCACUGCAGCCGAGUUUUGCGGCGCUGUCAUCCCGAGCGAUCUUCAUGUUCCGGUGAAUUCGGCUGUCGUUCAUUCAACAAACAUUCGCCUUGAACAGUUUGUUUUCUACCUUGUCAUGUGAAAAAACUCGCGUGUUUUUAUGAGCCGUAAUUCGGCUGAAGUUCACUGAACAUUUCACUUCAAGAUUCUGUAUUAGAGACUUAAAAACUUCGAGCAAAGUGUUAAAUUCGACUUGCCGAACAAUUUUAGUUUGUAAACUAUCGUAGAAUGUGAACUUUGAUGGUUUGACACUUGACAGCUUUAGUCUUGUACAGUAAAUCAGAUUAUUUGAACCAUUCUAACAGGGAUUCUGAUUGGCUUAUUGUAGCGUGCUCUAUGAGAGUAGAGAGCAUGCUGACGACACUGUUGUUCGCUUUGGAAAUAAAGUUUUUUUGAAAAUUGAAAGUAAUGCAUGGGGAAUUUAACGGAUUCUUUACUAUAAAACAAAUAGAGAAGCCUUGACUGUGCUCUGUUCUGUUAUAAAGCACUUAGGAAGCGGCAAGAGCACUCAAGAAGUGGGG
This is a messenger RNA of Pocillopora meandrina, 7705 nucleotides long. Lineage: Eukaryota; Metazoa; Cnidaria; Anthozoa; Scleractinia; Pocilloporidae. The record is from the annotation of a GenBank genome assembly.